CGAGGGUCAGCCUGACGGUCGUAGUUCCCCCCACGGGCGUGAGUGUGUUCGUGGGCGGCAGCAGUCAGCCCGUAAGCAGCAUGGUGGGGCCUUACCAGGAGGGCACCGUGGUCGAGCUUACCUGUGUCGCUCAUGGAGGUAAACCUCGACCCGCAGUGGUGUGGUAUAAAGACACACUACUACUCGACGACAUUAUGGAAUCUGAACUAUCCGUCGACAACACGACCCUUAUGUACUCUUCCACCGCCGCCACUACGCUCGCUCAGGGGCCCCAAACACCCGAGAACACCUCCAAAGAAGCCGCCACAACGCUCACUCCAGGGCCCACUGACGACGACGGCAGCGAUAACUACGACCGCCACGACUUUCUCGACGAGGAUGACUUCUGAGUCGUUUAACACCCUUCAGCUGGGACCACUCACCCGGCACGACCUCAAGUUGCUCCUCACCUGCGAAGCCUCCAAUUAUAACAGGACACUGCCGACUUCUGCGGUCGUGAUGGUGGAUAUGAAUCUGCCCCCCCUCAGCGUGACGAUCACCUCCCCGCCCCCCUUCCUCCGCGCCGGCCAGGAGUACGAGGUCACGUGCGAGGUCAUCGGGGCGCGACCUCCCCCCACUGUCACGUGGUGGCAGGGGGCGCGUCAGGUGCUGCACGCCGCCCUCGAGACGAGCGAGGACGGGAACCUGACCUCCAGCCACCUGACGCUGACCCCUCGCCCGGAGGACGACGGCAAAGUGCUCAAGUGCGUCGCCGAGAGUUACGUCACGAACACCGUCAUGCACGAUUCAUGGACCAUUACGGUGCAUUACCGCCCCACAGCCACCGCGCGGUUCGGCUCCUCGCUGGACGUCGCGAACAUCAAGGAAGGCGACGACGUCUACUUCGAGUGUGACGUCUAUGCUAAUCCUCAAGCCUCGAGGGUGUCCUGGAGGCUCAAUAACCAGGUGCUCAAUCACAACGUCAGCGCGGGCGUCAUCGUCAGCAACCACGCCCUGGUUCUGCAGCGGGUGGUGAGGGCGUGGGCGGGAUUGUACUCCUGCCACGCCCUCAAUCCUGUUGGGGGCGGAGUAUCGAACACACUUCGGCUCGACGUUAAGUACGCUCCCGUCUGCUCGCCAGGUCAGGUCACGACCUACGCCGUGGGUCGUUACGAGGACGCGGAGGUCACGUGCUCAGUGGACGCCAACCCAGCCCUCACGAAGUUCCAGUGGACGUUCAACAACACGGCAGACAUCAUCGACGUCCCUCAGGGCAGGUUCUCCUCCGACAGCACCGUCUCCGUCAUCACAUACACUCCUAUGACCUCCCUCGACUACGGCACGCUGCUCUGCUGGGCGUACAACUCCAUCGGCACUCAGAGGGUGCCCUGCGUCUUCCACAUCGUGCCAGCAGGCAAGCCAGACCCCCCCAGCAACUGCAGCGUAGGGGGGGCGGGGGGGAGUCGUACCUCGGUCCGGGUCGUCUGCAGCUCAGAGGGCGGCGCCAGUACGUCUUUUCUGCUUCAGGCGAGGGUCGUGGGCGGUUCUCACGCCCUCAACGUGUCCUCGCCUACGCCCGUGUUCAUGGUGGACGGCCUCCGCCCAGGCAGGAAAUAUGACCUCUUCAUCACCGCCCACAACGACAAGGGCGCCAGCACCCCCGCCCAUCUCACCAUCGCCGCCCACGGGUCCGUCUAUCAGCAUCAUGACGGCCCCUCGGAGGCGGAGGUGCGCGACGGCGGCAAGACGGCGGGCGGCGACGAGGGCGCCCCUGGCUACCCGUACCUGCACACCAUGAGCCUGCCGACGCUCCUGCCGGCGGCGCUGGGCGUGGGCGCGGGCCUGGUCAUCAUCAUCAUCAUCCUGAUCCUGCUCAUCACCUUCCGCACUCGCCGCCCGCGCCCGCGCCCCGAGGAGGCGCACCUGCGCUCCCCGAGCGACCACUCGCUCGCCAGCGACCAGAAGUCGCUCUCGGGGCACAGGUCGCCGCCCCCGCCCGCGCCGCAGGAGGGCCUCAGGUCGCCCUCGACGCUGACGCCCGGCGAGGCGGGCGGGCGGGCGUGCCACGACAGGGACAAGCAGGUGGAGACGGAGAGUGACAAGGAGCCCGACGUGAUCCCCCUCCAGGAGGCGUACACCGCCCCCGCCCUCCUCCCAACCACUGUCCUGCCGCCUGUAUGCUACCACUACCCACCCCUCGACGCCCAACCCGCCCGCAUGACGAGUCCUCGCUACGGGCGCCUGGGCGUGGCCGGCUCCGGGGCCCCCGACCACCCCAGGGGACCCCGCGACCCCCUGCGGGACGGCCCAGCACCACCACGCGCACCAGCAGCACCCCUUGCACCAGCUCCGCCAGCAGGACAAGCGGCCUCCUCUCCCGCAGGACAGCCAACACAGUCACCAGCUGUCGUCCUCCCUCCCGCGGGGCGCGCCCCUCCCGCUCCCCGCCACGCCCCCCGCCCCUGUGUGCCGCCACCCCGCCACCCUGGACCCCCACCGCCUGCCCUUCCCGGGCGUCGAGGGCCCCCGCCUCCCGCCCGCACCGGAGGCCGAGAAGGGGGCGGCCCGGAGGCUCCUGUUCAGCAUGGAGUCGAGUCUGUCCGUGUGCGAGGACGACGCCCCCAGCACGCCGCUGCUCAGGAAGAGGGAGAGCUCCGUGUGAGGCGGAGGGCGCGCGCGCGUGCGCCCUAACACACAUGUACAGCUGCAGACAAAGUGACACAGACACGUCGGAACAUGCAAACUUGCAUACAUUGCACAAUAUAUACAUACACACAUACAAGCAU
Penaeus chinensis is the source of this 2765-nucleotide messenger RNA. RefSeq lists its product as uncharacterized. Bases 133 to 2670 code for a protein of 845 amino acids. The record is from RefSeq and is a predicted model, not a curated record. Gene Ontology annotation, molecular function: protein binding. The transcript is spliced from 13 exons. Lineage: Eukaryota; Metazoa; Arthropoda; Malacostraca; Decapoda; Penaeidae.